This is a messenger RNA of Adineta steineri, 651 nucleotides long. The record is from the annotation of a GenBank genome assembly. NCBI's taxonomy places the organism in Eukaryota, Metazoa, Rotifera, Eurotatoria, Adinetida, Adinetidae.
AUGUUACCAACAAGUCAAACAUCAACACGAACUUUAAUACCAAUCAAUGUUGAAACAUUAGUUGGAACAUCAUUUGAAUUACUUGUAUCACCUUAUGAACAAAUUCAAUCUAUAAAACGUAAAAUUGAACGACGUGAAGGUAUACCAAGUUUACAACAACAUUUGGUAUUUAAAACUGAUGAACUUGAAGAUGAAUCAUGUUUAAAUGAUUAUAAUAUUGAAGCUGGUACAACAAUAAAACUUGUUUUGGAUAUGCGUGGUGGACCUGUUAAUACAAAACGUGUAUUAAUUGAAGAUAAUUUAAUAAGAGAUAUGUCAGAAUAUAUUGAAAAUAGUCAAGAUGAUUAUGGAAUUAGUAAUGAUUUAUUACCAUCGUCAUCAUCGUCGUCAUCAAAUAAAAAUGUUACAUUUCUUGUUUUACGUGAUGGUGAUCAAUUUAAUUUUUUUCAAGUUCUUGAUAGAGGCGAUGGAACCCUCUCACCUUUAUCUGGUUCAAUAAGUGCUGGAUCAAUGUAUAAUACUCAUGAUCCAAUAAUAGUUGAAUCUGAACGUAAAUAUGAUGAAAAAAGACAAGACGAUGAUCGUAAAACAAAACAAAAAAUGGAAUUAAUUCGUUCAAAACUAAAAACACAUGCAAGAAAAGUAACAUAA